This is a messenger RNA of Odontomachus brunneus, 2233 nucleotides long. RefSeq lists its product as uncharacterized. The transcript is spliced from 2 exons. NCBI's taxonomy places the organism in Eukaryota, Metazoa, Arthropoda, Insecta, Hymenoptera, Formicidae. The coding region runs from base 74 to 1375 and encodes 433 amino acids. The record is from RefSeq and is a predicted model, not a curated record. Gene Ontology annotation, cellular component: extrinsic component of mitochondrial inner membrane.
GCUUCGCGCAUUAUUUUGAAAUAAAUAUUACAAAUAAACUACUCCUAAACGAUAAUUAAUAAGACAUAUCGCGAUGAAUUUGUUCUCAAUAUCAACUUUUAAUGGUCCAUACACAGAAGACAGAUAUAAUGAGUUUUUUAAUCCAAACAUUUGUCAUGUUUGCAAACGUCCCAGCAAAGACUUGAUAACGUGUAAUCAGUGCUACAUGAUUUCUUACUGUUCCGAGGAACAUGAGGCGAUACACAGAAACACACACUUUCAAAUCUGCAAAGCUAUAGGAAGGGUAAUAACAGACAAAUCAUUCUCGGAUAUGUAUCCUAGCUUAGGAGAAUGGAUAAAAUCACGGAAAGUAAUUUUACAUCAAAUGCCCUCUAUUUUGUCACGUGGCUUACCUCCAUACGAAAUGGAGAUGAUAAUGUGUGCAAAAUCGUGUGGUGUGUGUUUCCGACAGACAAACAUAAGGUGCUGCAGCAUUUGCUAUUCAGCCAAUUUUUGUGAUGAUGACCAAAUGCUAUUUGAAGCAUUGCAUGAGAAGUGCUGCCAUGAGUUGUUGCUAUUACUGAACAUGAAUAUCUUCCAUAUAAACGGCUAUACAGAACAAAUUUUACUUGAAAACAAAUAUAAGUUCACCAAAUUUCCUGAUGCAAAACCUUGUUAUGACACUAUUACAUUUAUUAGCAACUAUAUAUUCAAUAAUAAUAAUAUUUCUGCCCAUAGGUUAAAUUUAGACCCUUCUAUCUUAGUGUUUUACUGGACAUUUCAGCAACGUACGUAUUCUGAUUAUGCAUCCGGUCCGCUAACGUUAUACUAUGCGUUGCAGGAAUCAAAUUUAUUAUCUCUUUCAAAGAAUAGACGUAAAUAUAUUAUUCAUGUUAUAGAUGUAAACAAAACAGAUAUAAUAUAUUUGGAAAUAUGGCAUAUUUUCUUACAUUACUUCAAAAAUACGAAGGAAUUGUAUAUUGUAUUAAUAAACCCAUUAAAAUUUGAGUGGAGCGAUUUAGGAUUUGUGUGUAAUUCGUGCAGUCGCUAUAGACAGAAAGUUUAUGUUAGAAGCGUAUCAGAACCGUAUCACGAUUUUGUACGCUUAGAUUCAUAUGAAAAACCAAAUGUGAUCGUACUGUUUGAAAUAGAAUUGCUUUACAUAGAAACAUGGUCCAAAUCUUUAGAAGCAAUAAUAGCGCAAGAAUGUCCGUUACUUUUAACCGCUGUUUUGGAAAAUACAGUGCAAAAUGUUAUAGACAAGAUACAAGAACAAACAGGUACAACCAGAAAUCGAUUACACAGGGAAAAUAAGUUCCGCGGUUAUAUGCCACAUAGAAAUUAUACGACUGGUGGAUUUUAUUACCGAAAUGCCCAUUUUAUUAUGUAUUCAUAAAUUGAAUACACAUGACCGACCCAGGAGGCAGGAGGAAAUUGACAUUUGUCAUCUGCCAAAUUCUGAUUUUUAUAUUACAUUCGUAAUGAGCAAUGCUGAAAACCUUUGUACACUCUACUCUGCAGCGAAAAGAUGGAAAGUGUUCCAAUUGGAAAAGUGACUCGUAAAAGUUGAUAUUUUUUUACAAAUUCUUAUCAAUAUUGCAACAUUUGGAAGAAUUAAAAAAAAAUCGUGUUCGACAGUUUUAAAAUAAUAUACUUAUGUAUAAAUUAUCAUUUUAUUGAAUAAGAUCUGUUAUUUUGUUGAAAAGAACCAAUUAGAUUAUUUUCAGAUUUUAAUAUUAAAAAUGUUGUUAUGAAUAAUAUAAACAAAAAAAAUUUUAAAGCGAAAUACCAAAAACUCAAAUAGCUUAUAGCUUAAUCUUUCGUUGAACAACAAAAAGGAGUGAUACAAUCACUAGAUCAAUAAUAUACAUUGUACCAACAUUUGUGGAAUAUUUAAUGUUGUUCCGUCAUUUAAAUGUCUGCUCAUAAACAUAUUAUAUUAUUCUGUGAAUGCUAUAAAAAGAUACGUUAUGUAAGUCCUAAGGACAUCCUUAGAAUCAUUACGAUAAUCGCGUAUUGCACGAUCGCAAAAAUUUAAGGAUUAGAACGUAAUAUGUUCCAAAAAAGGAUGGGUGAUCAAUUCGGAUCAAAGAACAUUUUUUUAGUGGGUUAGUUAACUUAGAGUAACCUUUCUAGUACAUUACCGAAAUAUCUAAAGUUUUGUUAAAAAUUACAACAAAAUUACUAAAGUAACUUUCUUGGCGGACUUUGUAUUUUUUGAAUAGUUUAAAGUAGAUAUUCAUAAGUAAUGUAU